AUGGCCAAGAUAAGAAUCAAUAAAAAUUCACUUCAAGUUGAAGUUAAGGAGGUUUACGCUGAGAGGUUAAUGGAAAUCGAUAAUCUUGGCUAUGAUGACGACCUCACUACAGUGGCAACUUUAACUGUAACAGUGACAUUGGUUAUAGGUGGCAAUAGGGUCUCUAAAGAAAACAAUCAUGGUUCUAACUCAACAGUCCUUGUUGAAAUAGAAAAGGGAGAUGUAGCUGCAGGUGAAUCUUCUAAUCUAGAGGGUGAUGAAUUAGAAAAGACAACAAAAUUUGUGGCAUCAAAUGAAACACACAACACUAACACUGAAAUGAGUGAAACAAAAGAUACUCAGAAUAUUUCUUAUGUGAAGGAGAAGACUGAUGCUACGAAGAUUGGAUUCAAGGGUGAUACACAAACAGAUGAAACAUCAGACUCAUCCUCUGGCAUAGGACCAAUACAUGCAUAA
Messenger RNA from Sphenostylis stenocarpa, 456 nucleotides. The record is from the annotation of a GenBank genome assembly. Lineage: Eukaryota; Viridiplantae; Streptophyta; Magnoliopsida; Fabales; Fabaceae.